AUGGAAGACGAUGAAGACUCAAAUGAGGAAGUAGAGGUACUUCGUGAAGGACUAGCUACUGUUAAGUUUUCUAAAGAAUUCAAGCAACACAUUCGCACUCCAUGGUCCAAAGCAAUCAUUAUCAAGGUCUAUGGUAGAACGGUUGGGUUCAGCUUUCUACACGGUAGACUACUAUCCAUGUGGAAACCCGUUGGUAGGCUAGACUGUGUGGGUUUGGGGCAUGACUUUUUCCUUGUGAGGUUGUCAUUGAAAGAAGAUUAUGAAAAUAACCUUAGGAAGGGUCCUUGGUUUAUUGGUGAGCAUUUCCUCUCUAUUAGGCCAUGGGAGCUGAAUUUCCGACCAGCAUCCACGAGUGUUACUUCAAUAGUAGUAUGGAUAAGACUCAAUAAGCUUCCAAUUGAGUACUACAAUGUGGAAGCUCUUCUUCAGAUUGGGAAAUCCAUUGGCAAUGUUCUCAGAAUAGAUACUUAUACUGCCUCUGAAGCUAAAGGAAGGUUUGCUAGGCUCUGUGUUCAUAUUGAUAUUGACAAACCUUUGAUCACAGCAAUUUUAAUUGGAAAGUUUGAACAAACAGUAUGCUAUAAGGGUAUUCAAAAGUUGUGCUUCUCUUGUGGAAGAAUGGGUCAUCGGAGGGAAAAUUGCACGUACACAAUCCGUCAAUGUUCUUAA
Molecule: messenger RNA, 669 nt
Organism: Quercus robur (English oak)
Lineage: Eukaryota; Viridiplantae; Streptophyta; Magnoliopsida; Fagales; Fagaceae
Exons: 1
Coding region: 1-669 (222 amino acids)
Molecular function (GO): nucleic acid binding; zinc ion binding
Source: RefSeq, a predicted model, not a curated record